Chrysemys picta bellii (western painted turtle) is the source of this 4429-nucleotide messenger RNA. The record is from RefSeq and is a predicted model, not a curated record. NCBI's taxonomy places the organism in Eukaryota, Metazoa, Chordata, Testudines, Emydidae.
CUUUAAGAGGCCGGCGCUCGCUCUCCCUGCCCCGCAGCUCCCCGGCCCCCCGCUCAGGGCGUGUCUGUCCCCGGGGUGCCGGCGGGGCGGGGCGGGGAGCCGGCUCGGGGCGAGGCCGGGAGGCAGAGCCCAGCCGGGGCUGGCACGGAGCGCGCUGGGGAUGCUGCUGCCGCUGGCCGCGGCGCGCUGCAAUUAGCCAGCUGGGCACCGGCCUGGCCAGCAGCCGGCUCGGGGGGCCCGGCCCAGCCCGGCCCGGCCGCUUUGUUGCUGCUGCCGGAUUUUCGGGGUGGAAGGAAAAAUCCAGGAGGGACCCUCCCCCCAUCAGGACAGAGAGAGGCCCUGUCUCCCUCAGGCCCUGCCGGGGACGCCCAUCGACCGCCAGCCCAAGGGGUGCGGGGGCUGCUGAUGCCCAGAGCCCGCCAUGGCCUGCCUCCAUGAUACCCGGACCCCCUCCCCGUCCUUCGCCAGCUUCAACACCAUCCUGACGGAGAGCUCCCUCCGUAAGCUGGACCCCGACACCUCGGACUGCACCCCCGAGAAGGACCUGACGCCCACGCAGUGCGUGCUGCGAGACGUGGUGCCCAUCGACGGGGGCGGCCACAGCCCCACGCCCAGCGAGGAGACGCGCGACCAGUUCGCCAACAGCGUCCUGCAGCUGCACGAGAAUGAGGCUGGCGGUGGGGGCGGGGGAGCUGGGGCAGGUGCCGGGAACCCCGAGGUGCGGCACACUCGUUACCACGCCGACCAGGUCCGGCUUCACUGCCAGACGGGCAGCGGCUUCCUGGAAGGGCUCUUCGGCUGUCUCAGGCCCGUCUGGACCAUGAUCGGCAAAGCCUACUCCACCGAGCACAAGCACCAGCAGGAAGACACCUGGGAAGUGCCAUUCGAGGAGAUCCUGGACCUCCAGUGGGUGGGCAGCGGGGCGCAGGGUGCUGUCUUCCUGGGGCGUUUUCACGGCGAGGAGGUGGCGGUGAAGAAGGUGCGAGACCUCAAGGAGACGGACAUCAAACACCUGCGCAAGCUCAAACACCCCAACAUCAUCACCUUCAAGGGCGUCUGCACCCAGGCUCCUUGCUACUGCAUCAUCAUGGAGUUCUGCGCCCAGGGGCAGCUGUAUGAGGUGCUGCGAGCCGGGCGCAAGGUCACCCCCUCCCUGCUGGUCGACUGGUCCAUGGGCAUCGCAGGCGGCAUGAACUACCUGCACCUGCACAAGAUCAUCCACCGCGACCUCAAGUCGCCCAACAUGCUGAUCACCUACGAUGACGUGGUGAAGAUCUCGGACUUCGGCACCUCCAAGGAGCUGAGUGACAAGAGCACCAAGAUGUCCUUUGCCGGCACCGUGGCCUGGAUGGCCCCCGAGGUCAUUCGCAAUGAGCCCGUUUCUGAGAAGGUCGACAUCUGCUGCCCUAUCACCCCACGUGAGCCAGAGGGCUCCUUGCUGGGGGUCCCUUGCCCGCCCCAGGACCCAACCCUGCCUCUGCCCCCCAGGAACAGCAAACCCCGCAACCGGCCGUCCUUCCGCCAGAUCCUGCUGCACCUGGACAUCGCCUCGGCAGAUGUGCUCUCCACGCCCCAGGAGACCUACUUCAAAUCCCAGGCCGAGUGGCGCGAGGAGGUGAAGCUGCACUUUGAGAAGAUCAAGUCGGAGGGGACGUGUCUGCACCGGCUGGAGGAGGAGCUGAUCAACCGGCGCCGUGAUGAGCUCCGGCAUGCACUGGACAUCCGGGAGCACUACGAGCGCAAGCUGGAGCGGGCCAACAACCUGUACAUGGAGCUCAACUCCCUCAUGCUGCAGCUGGAGCUGAAGGAGAAGGAGCUGCUCAGGCGGGAGCAGGCGCUGGAGAAGAAGUACCCGGGGCUGUUCAAGCCGCAUGCAUCACGCAGUCUCCUGCACGGCAACACGGUGGAGAAGCUCAUCAAGAAGAGGAACGUGCCCCAGAAGCUGUCGCCACACAGCAAGCGGCCGGACAUCCUGAAGACGGAGGUGAUCCUGCCCAAACUGGACUCGGCCAUUGCCCAGGUGUCGAUACCCGCGUGCCAGAAGGGCCCCACCUCCCCGGGCCGGAGCCGGCGGGCCAAGGCGCGCUACCGCAAAGCCAGCGCCAAGGGCAGCUGCGGGGAGCUGGCAGGGCCCCGGGUCCCAGAGCCGGCGGAUGUGGGCCACCAGCUGGAGACCUGUGCCGCCCUGCGGGGGCUGCAGCACGACCUGCUGCGCCGGAUGUCCUCGUCCAGCCCUGACCUCAUCAACACCACCCUGGAGGCCGGGGCCAAGAAAGAGGGGGCCCCUGCCGGGCCCGAGUCGCCCCCGGCCGAGCAGCCCCGCAGCGAGACCCCCAGUGAGGACACGGCCUCUGUGCCCUUCUCCAGCAGCCCCGACUCGCCCUCCUCCAAGCAGGGGGCCGUGGGGCCAGCGGACAAGAGCCACCGGCUGUUGGGCCUAGCCCAGAGGCUGCAGCCAGGCGAGGAGCCCGACAAGGAGGCAGGCGUGGCGGGCAAGGCGGCCAAGGCCUGUGGGAUGCCACAGCAGCAUCUGACACCUGCAGCGCUGCUGUACCGAGCAGCCGUGACCCGGAGCCAGAAGCGAGGGGUCUCGUCCGAGGAGGAGGAGGGAGAAGUGGACAGCGAGGUGGAGCUGCCACUGAGGCAGAGGUGGCCCCAGGGGCUGAGCAAGCGCCAGUCGCUCUCCACCUUCAGCUCAGAGAACUUCUCGGACGGGGACGGCGAGGAGGGGAACACGAGCGACGCGUCACCCAGCGGCACGCCCGACGUGGCCAGCACCAACACAGGCGAGCGCUCCGACGACAUGCUCUCGCAGAGCUCCGAGAUCCCGCUCGAUGCCCUGGCCCACUCCGACGGCCUGUCCGAGAAGGAGGCCGCUGUCCAGCACGUCAAGAGCCAGCUCAGUGCUGAGCAGAACCCCGCUGAGACUCCCUCCGCGUACGAGGACUCGGACUGUGACAGCGCCGAACUGGACCACUCGGGCAGCGGAGACAUGCACAGACUGCCAGCCGCCCCCAGCUCGUGAUGGCCCGGCCUCCCCCGCGAGGUUGUACAGACCCCCAGAUAUUUAUAUAAAUAAUCUAUAAAUCUCUAUAUAAAGCUAUAUAAUGUAUAAUCUACCCAGAGGCAGCGCCGGAGCCAGCCGGAGCGGCCCAUGCACUGAAUUCACCUCGGUCCUGAUGGACAGACUGAGGGGGAGGGGGGGAGUCUCUCGGGUGCUUGGGGGUUAGCCUUGUACAGCUGAAGACCAAGAAAUGCCCCAUGGCGUCGGACUCCUGGCCAGAAGGGCCCCGUGGCACUCAUGCCAGCUCAGAGCAGGACCGGCCCAUGAUGGGCAGUGUCUGGAAACAGGACCAGGAUGCACUGGGGCAGCGGCUGGGAUGCGGGGGAGCAUAAUCCCCCCUCCCACCACCAUCUGCAAAGCUGAACCUAAGAGAGGCGAGAUGUGGCGCUGUCCGGGCGCUUAUUCCGAGCAGACCCGUUGGCAGGCUGGGUCCGGCCGUGAGCUCGGCAGGCGCCGGAGAGGGCUGGCAGGCAGUGUGGUACCCUGUGGGCAGAGGUGUGCAGGUUGCCACGUCGCAGAGAUCAUGUGGAAGCUCCUUCGAGACCAGUCAAAGCCCAGUGGAGCAACCAACUACCCCCAAAAUCUGCCCAGCGCAGCAACGCACCAGGCUGGGGCAGAACCUCAAGCCAACCUGCCCCCAGGGGCAGAACUGCCAUCCCAGCCACCCCAGGCUCCUGCUCCCAGGCAGACCCUAGAUCCAAACCUCCUGCUCUGCAGCAGCCGCCCCCCUUCCCCAGCUCAGCACCAAGCAAUUCUGGGCCCGCCCCAGGCCGCGGCGGCGCUGACGGCUUUCGGGCCAAGGGAGGAUGGGGGUGGCCACGCUGCCUCCUGCUGGUACCCACAUGCACUGCACUUUUUGUUGGUGUUAAUUUAUUUUAAACGAAUGUUUACAUUUGCACUUGUGUCCUGGUUGGAACAGGGAGGGGUGGAGCCUGGGGGUGGGACUUAAAGGGUGGGCUCUGUGGGGCUGCUGACUCCUCUGAGCCUGUGUUGGGGGGGGCAGCCCCCCUUCCCCUGUUUAUGUAGCUGGGUCCCUCCUGUUGGGCUGUUUCUCAGGUGAAAGUCCCGUCCCCCCCCCUGCACCCCUUUCCUUCUGGAACUGUUUGUCCUCGCUGCUGAGUGUUUGGGCCCCUUGGGUGCCCCCCCGCAGUGCAGGUGUGGAGAGCAAUGAGCCCGGCAUGGGAUCGGUGUGGGCUGCCCCCCAACCCCAAAGCUCCAUGUGGAUGAUCAGCAUCAGCCCUGCUGGGCCUUUAGGACCUGGCCCCGGGCCGUACGGGUUGGGUUCCGAGCAGCUCAUUGGGCUAUAGGGUGACCAGACAGCAAAUGUGAACAAUCGGGGGUGGGGGGUAAUAGGAGCCUAUAUAA